This is a messenger RNA of Kockovaella imperatae, 1449 nucleotides long. RefSeq lists its product as hypothetical. The transcript has 6 exons. Bases 92 to 1309 code for a protein of 405 amino acids. Lineage: Eukaryota; Fungi; Basidiomycota; Tremellomycetes; Tremellales; Cuniculitremaceae. The record is from RefSeq and is a predicted model, not a curated record.
CGGCCAGAAGUCCUUGCGAUUGUUCUCAUACAUAUUGACGACGUCCGGAACUCUGACCUGAUACAUAUUCCACCGCUUAUCACAUUGCAUCAUGUUCGCAACUUUUGAAGCAUCCUUGAUUCUUGUCGGGGCAACGACCGCAUUUGCGAAACUCUCCUCGACCAUCACUGCCCCUGCUGGUGUCCCCACGGCGAAUCUUGACAAGCGCGUGACCUACUCGCCCAAUCCUACUGAAACAACAUCCCCAUACCCGUUGACAGCCUAUCACUUUCCGUACUCAGCUUUGCCUGAACAAGUCAAUCCAAUCAACUAUGGAAGAGGUCCUCAAUCUGGAUAUAAUAUCUGCAACCAUACGACCGAGGGACCCGAUUCCAUGUGCCAGACGGCGAUUGUCAAUUCCAUAGCUGACUUUUGCAUAUGGGGCGGUCCUGGACUUGAGUCAAAUCAAAGUGUCGGAGACUUUGAGGGAGCCUCCGUGGCAUAUUGCUCAAGAUCGGGCUAUGGAACUAGGAUUUUCCCUCCAGGAACGUUUACGGCUUUACAGUUCAUGCGAACACCCGGGUACAUCCAAAUCGUGGGACUGUUCAAUCAGACCGCAGUCGGGUUGACGAAUUCCGACGAGGGAGGUGAACUCGAUCCCCACGGUGCUGAUGGCCUCGGAAACCCCAUUGGAGGGUUGGUGUACUCCAAGAGUCUGCCAUCUGGAGACAAUACGACCUAUAUGGAGACUCAAUCAUGGAACAACUUCCUCGACAGCGAUAGAUUCUGCUUCAAGCUCUGCGACCCCAAUUAUCAGACAGAAUACAACUACUGUCAGAACAUUUACGAUCUAAUCGGCUGCGACUAUAACGCCCCUGCCGCAUAUGAAGAGGGUGUCUUCCUCUCCUGCGACGGUGACAUGCAGGACGAGGUUGGCACCUAUACAUCUGACGGUCAAACCUACACUUGGUCUCAACCGACGUCUCUUCCGCCCGGGUACAAUAUGCCAUACACACCUACCAUCCCAGCCUCUUCCAACUGUGUCACUUAUCAGUCCACGGACCUAUUCCCCACACAAUCUCUCGGAUACCAGAGCACAAACAACGUCUUUGGCGCCCUUGGACCGACCAGUGCCAGUGCCGCUAGUAGCUCGACAGGAUCGGUCAGUGCGUCGAGGGCUACAACAUCCUCACAGACCGGUAGCAAGACCAAAUCGACUACCGCCUCGGCUUCGACCGCUACCACCAAGACAGGCGCCGCCACACGCCUCACAGCAUCUGCACUCCCAAUCACCAUUGGUCUUGGACUGUUGCUCAUGGUCAUGAACUGAGUAGGAAGCAUGCCCCUCGCCCCUCAGGCAUGGUCGCCUCAACGUAACGCUGAGUAAUCCUCUGAGUCAUAGUAUUCUUCACUUGCCACGUUUGGUGACGUAUCAUCAUCGAAGCGAUAUGCAUGCGUUGUGUCGUUCAG